AUGUUUAUUUUACCAGUUGGACUUGACUUGAUGACUGAUUUAUCCGUAGCAGUCGAGCAGAGAUUAAUAGAAAUCGCUGCAUGGAUCAGUCGACAUUCUCUUUUCACCCUGGGAAAUGGAGUUGAUGGACCACAAGGAUGCAAGUCGAUGUCAUUUCCGAAAUUACCAGCGACAAUUUACUUCUUCACUACGGGCUAUGCAAAAAAUCAGUAUUUAUCCGAGACACAGGAAAACGGAGGAUCGGACGGCACCUCACAUAGGGCAUGCGUUGGUAAAUGA
Molecule: messenger RNA, 279 nt
Organism: Peronospora belbahrii
Lineage: Eukaryota; Oomycota; Peronosporomycetes; Peronosporales; Peronosporaceae
Source: the annotation of a GenBank genome assembly